AUGAGCUAUCCGCCUUUCAUUCCGGAUCAACCGUCCUCAUCAACAACAGGAUUCAACGCGCCGCAGUUGAAUCGACCGAAGUAUUUUGUCUUUUUGGUUCUAUUCCAAAAUCUUCUUUCAGUACCGGCUUCAUUUCGUUCAACCCUUUCCCAGCCGGCUCAAGUAAGGACUUUUCUCGUUCAUUUAUUUUUAUUUAAUAGUUGUCGUUUCUUUAGAUGGAAGCUCACAAGAUUACUCAACGGACACUGACUCCGGGAAUCCUCAGAAAGUAGCGAAUUUUUCUUAUUAAAAAAAAGUGAUCAAGUUUUCAGGUUAUGCGGGGUUUGACCAAGUACAUUGAAAGCUUUAAAUAUCCGUAUAUAAAUGAUGUAUCUGCAUAUGAAAAGCUGCAAAAAAUCGGUCAAGGCACAUUUGGGUUAGUAUCCUCCUUGGGAGUUUUCAAAAAGAUUGAUCAUUUUUUCAGAGAAGUUUUUAAAGCGCGGUGUAAACGAACUAAUAGGAUAGUGGCUUUAAAGAAAAUAUUGAUGGAGAAUGAGAAAGAAGGAGUGAGUUAUACAGUGAACGAACUCUUUCAUCACCUUUUUUUUAGUUCCCUAUCACCGCGUUGAGAGAAGUGAAAAUGCUACAGCAGCUAAAACACCCAAAUGUUACUGAUCUCAUAGAAGUUUGCAGCUCUAGAUGUGGGUUCUCCCUUUUUAUUUUCCUAUCUUUUCUAUUUGUCUGUUCAGCUUCUCAGAACAAGAAGGAUCACUCGACGUUUUAUCUAGUUUUUGCCUUUUGUGAUCAUGAUUUGGCCGGUCUUCUUGGCUCGAACAAAGUCAAAUUCGAGCCCGUUCACAUUAAAACUAUGAUGAAGGUUUCUUUCCUCAUUCGCCUUUUUCUAUAUGGGAUGUUUUUCAGCACCUUCUGAGCGGUUUAGACAAAUUGCACCGGAUGAAAAUUUUACACAGAGAUAUGAAAGCCGCGAAUAUUUUAAUAUCACACGAAGGAGUUCUGAAAUUAGCUGACUUUGGGUUAGCACGACCUUUUAUCGUUAGUGAGUAAUUUCCAUAGGAAUUUCUAAUGAAUAUAAUUUGCAAUUGUUCAGGUUCUGGUCCUAAUCGUCAGUUGUACACGAACCGCGUCGUAACAUUGUGGUAUCGGCCUCCGGAACUGUUAUUAGGUACGGAAUACAGUUCUUUAACGUGAAAUUCAAGUAUCUCAAAGAUGUGUUUUCUCUGAAAAUUAAGAUUUCCCGUUCUCGAGUUCUAUAUUCGAAUCACUCAGUUUUCCAACUUCUUUUAUUGAAUUGUUCAUAUCAUAAUCGUGUGUCUCUUGUUUCACUCAAAAAAAUUAGGAGAUCGACAGUACACGACGACGAUCGACGUCUGGGGCGUCGGCUGCAUUAUGGCGGAGAUGUGGACGCGGACGCCAAUUAUGCCGGUAGAAACUGUCAAAAUUACACGGGUUGAGUUGGACGAUUCAGGGAGAAACUGAACAGAAACAGCUUCUUCUCAUCACGCAUCUUUGUGGAUCCAUCAAUAAGGAGGUUUGUUUAGGAAUCUUCAUGGAUAAGCCCAAAAUGUUUUUUUCGGGAUAUACACUGCUCCACAUAAUUAUUUAUCCACCUGAGAUUUUUCAAAAAAUCGAAUAUUUUGAGAGUUUCUGAAAAUCUUUUUGUUGUCAAAAGAUGGGAAUUUUGAGCAGAUUAAUAUAACUAUCAACAAAAUUCCUAUUGAAAAAUAAACGUGUUUAAGAAUUUCAAUUUUUCAAAAAAAAAAACCGAAUUUUCCGUUCCACAUAAUUAUAUAUCCACCAAGGACUUUAAACUUUUCGAACCACUUUUUCCGGUUUUUUGUAUCAGUUAUCAUUUUUUUUCAACAUUAUCGUUUGAAAAUAAGAAGAAUAAGAGCAAAAAGGUUUUCGAAAAAGUGGAGGAACCUUGGAUUUGAUCAGAAAACGGUCGCGGUGCUGUUCAUUACAUCAGCUACUCUUGAAUCGAUUAUGAUGUGAAUGUUUUUAUUUCAUAAGUACCUUUGUACUUGGGAGACCCAAUUUAGGUUCAAAAAACUUCGGUAAGGUAUUUCUUUGCAUUGAAAAGAGGCAGUUUUCCGAUAACAUUUACGAAUUUUUGCAGUUUUGCCAAAAAAUAGGAAGCCUAAAAUGUCUUCGGAUCAUUUCUGUAAACUUUUUCUGAGAUAAAACUGAGUAGCUGAUGUAAUGAACAGCACCGCGACCGUUUUCUGAUCAAAUCCAAGGCUCCUCCACUUUUUCGAAAAUUAUUUUGGAACGAUAAUGUUGAAAAAAAUUUUUUUAAAAAACAUUUAUUUUUUUCAAUAGGAACUUUGUUGAUAGUUAUAUUAAUCUGCUCAAAAUUCCCAUCUUUUGACAACAAAAAUAUUUUUAGAAACUCUCAAAAUAUUCGAUUUUUUGAAAAAUCCCAGGUGGAUAAAUAAUUAUGUGGAGCAGUGUAGUUUAUUUCGGUCAUACCUCGUUUAAUUUAUUUCCCGCUAUCUCGUUUUCCUUUCGAUGAAUUUAUUUAGUUCGUUUAAUUUUUCAUGCUAAACUUUAUUUUAUUUUUACAGCGUUUUGAAUGAAUAUUUCCUAAAUAAUGACUAAUCAUUGAGUGACCUUUGCAUUUUUUUGAAUUUAUUAAUGUGUACCUUCCAUAAAAAAAUUAUUUCAAUAAAAAGUACGUUGGUUAGACCGAAAAAGAAAGACAAAUUGUUCAAUUUUUUUGAAAUUUAUAUUUUGCGUGCCCUGGAGAGUUAGUAGGAUUUAGAUCUAUUUGAUUUUGAUUAAAAAUUAUAAUCGUUUUGAAAUUUCAAGGUUUGGCCAGAAGUUGACAAAUUGCCGAUGUUUUUCCGCAAUGGAACAGUCUCUACCGCAAGGCCGGAAGCGAAUGUUAAAUGAACGGUUAGGAAAAAUUCGUCAAGGUUCGUUUUUUUGAAGAAAUUUAAAAAAAGUUUAUUUCUUACCAUUUCUACCAUUCUUUCAUGCACGUUAGGAAAGGGAAGGUUAAAUAUACGAAAGAUGAAAAAAACUGUCUCGGAAUCUGAAUGCAGUCUGUGAUAAACGCGAAACUAGCUGUAUAUAAAAAAAUCGUAGAUAUGAUCUGUUUAAUGAAUGUAUCUAGGAGAUAAAUUAUUCCAUGAUCUUCAUCUUCCAGAUGUAUCAGAAACUAUAUUUCUUACAAAAAGAAAAAAUGCAGGGGGGCGAGGCGUUAUAUAGUGCCAAGAAAGAAGUAGUCGUAGAUUAUGAAAUGUUUUAAAGGAAAGGAGGAGUUUAGAGAGUAGAGUUAUGGUACACGGUAGAACAUUCUAGAGUCUUGAAGAUUUUCUCCUGGAAGGGAGAGAAGUUUGCAGAAGAACUCAAAAAGAUCUAUUAUGGUUUAGAAAGUUUUUUUGAACGAUGUGAAAUAUUCCAGAAGCUAAAGGUUACAUUGAUAUGGUAGGAGUUUUAUGACGUGAUAAAUGCGAGAACUGUGAAGAAGAUUCUGGAAUAAUAUAGAAAGACUUAUCUAGUUAUCAUGAAAUGCUAUGUAUAGAAAUGUUUAUGAUCGAGGAGAGUUUUAACGAAUCUUUGUACUUUAAAAGCGUUUCGAAUACUUUCAUGGAUCACUUUUGAUUUUGAGAAAAAGAUCUAUUUGAGGACGAAUUCGCUAUGCAAUUACUCGAUGAACUUCUCACAUUGGAUCCGUCAAAGCGGCUCACGGCGGAAAAAGCCAUUUAUCAUGAUUAUUUUUACAAAAACCCUCAGCCUCAAGAGAAUAUCGCCGACCUCAUGAAGACUAUCACGGUUCGUUUUUUCUUUUAUUUAAGAUUAAUUCUUUUCUUACAAUCUCGGUUUUCAGACGUCGCAGUUCGAGUACACGGCGGGACAAGGAGCGCACGCAAAUCGCAAGCCGCAGCAGCCGCGACCGCAUCCGCAACGCAAUCAGCAGCAGCAGAAUGUCCCUUCCGGACAGUACCGCGACAUGAUCUUUUAACCACACUUUUCUUUGUACGAUUGUUAGGUUCCUAAUCUUGCAUUAUCUCGAGCACAUCAUACAACACCCUCAUCAUCUGUAAUAAUUGUUGCAUUUUUAAUCAAUAAAUUUUAUGAAAUCUUAGUAUUCUUUCAUAAGAAAAUGACAGGCAAAGCCAUAUCACACCGACUUUUUUUUUCAGUCAUUCAGUCAAUUUUUAAUUUCUUUUUUCUUUCAAAAAUAAGUUGAUGUAGCGUUUCAAUUUUUUGUUCAUGUAGCUUUCAAAUUUCGCUCUAGCGGAGAGAUCUUAUAUCAUCGCUUCUAAAAGCCGGCAAAAGAGCUUGGGUAGCUGAUUAAAAGUUUAGUUCCUAAAACAAACAAAAAAGCUUGACAAAUUGAAGUUCAAUCGCCAUCAUUUCAAGUCGUAUGGCACUUACGAACGAGUUCUAACUCGAACCAUGUUGCGACGACUCAAAAUAAAAGUUUUUUCGAUUCAUCGGAAAAGUCGGAAAGGGUGAAAAAAGGCUCGAUAGAAAUGUACUCUUAGGGGACAAAAGUACUUUUUUGCUGCCUUUUCUGAGCCUUUUCCUUUUUUAGCGGCCAUUAUCCACCAUUCUGACUUUGCCCCAGUGUCUUGAUUCAACUUUGAAACAAAAGUCGAGGGUUGUCUUACUGGAAUCAGAAGAUCUAAGUCUAUACUUCACUUAAAUUUUAUCUGAAGUUUGUUCGUGCAAAACACUUUCCUUGUCAGAGGCCUGUCAUUUCCAAACUUGUUUUUGCUUGACGGGAGCUUUGUCAACGAAUUCUGUGAUGUUAGAUGUUUAGAACGUUUCGUCGCCGUGGGAAACCGACGGUUCCCUGUGUGCGAGGCGAUCUUACGACGUUUCAACGCUCUGAAAACCGAGAAAUCGACCUCCAGAAUCCUUAUCAGAUGUUAUCAGUGUUGUUUCGUUGCAAGAGCGCUCGAUUUCGUCGCUACUGGACCCCACGUGCCGCUCCAAAAACCUCUGAAUACACGUAGGCCAGUUUCUAUUUUCGAGUGGCUUUGUCUUUCUUCGGAGUUGAUUUUUGAUGAUGAUGACAAAAAUCGUUAGUAUUACAACUUCUCUUCCCCAAUGGGUAAAACUAACUAUCUUCGAUAUGAUCUUUGGCUUUUAUGGGCCAAUAAUGACUACGUCUGUGAUUUAUAGUCUUUUAACUAAGAAAAAACAUCGAACGAAUGACGGAUUAUUUGAGAAAUACUUGAAAAAGUAGUGAGAAUAUUCAACGAGUAUGAACGUGUUUUUGAACAAUCGGAAAAAGCUUCAUUUGAGAGAAAAAUUUCUACUGAAGUGAUGGUUAUUUAGAAAAAAAGAACUUGAAUCCCCCGAAGAUGAGAAGAUUUUCCUAUAAACUUAGAAAAUAUUGGUAAUGAAAAAAAUUUUUUUCAGAUAUAUUCUGAAAAAAAUUCUUUAUAAAAAUUUUAUUCUUUAUAAAAAAUUUUGGUCAGUCUAAGAAAUGUGGUUGUGAUUUUCUUUUCACGAAGUAGUUUUCCUGAAAACAACGUUUUCACCGAUUAUCUCACGAUAAUUUCACAGUGCGAGGAGAAUUUCGUCAUCAUGAUCUAUCCUCUCAUUGACAACAAAUAACGACGUCCUCAGACCGUCGAAAUCAUCUUUUAUUUUUAGAAGUGUGAAGUCAAUGGAGACUUCGGAAUCUAGAAUUUUCAAGCUUUAGUUUUUGAAACAGAGAAAAUUUAUAGAUAUUUUUUUUUUUGAAAAGAAGUUGGAUUGAGAUGGGGCAGAACCUUCUUUUAAUUCGAAAUUUCAUCUUUCUUCCGUCUUCUUUUACCUGGCAAUACUUUGAACAGGUAUUGUGAGCCGAUUAAAGUCGGGGAAGAAAAGAAGAUCGAUUAAAAAAAAAAGGCUUUAAAUCUGGUCUUGUUACUUUAUUAUCGCAAUUGCUUCAAAAAAUGAAAGGAGGCUAGAAGUAAAUUGAAUUUCAUUAGAAGAGGUUCGAAAGAUUUGAAAUGACGAAUCAAAUCAAUAAGUUCAAUCACAUGGGCCAGAACCACGGCUUUCCAUUUUCUUACAGAAUAUUGCACAGCUUUUUAUUUAACCUGUUAAAAAUUUGUUGAAUGAGUAUUCAAAAGUUCAAAAAUCUUUCCUGGACGUGUAGGACUCACAUAUCUUCACCCUCCCCCGUUGAAAAAAAGCUUACCCAAAGCUCGGCUUCAAUGCCUCUGAAGGAUCAGCAACUGUCUCUCAACAGAUAUUUUCAAAUUUUAUUAUCGAUUUCAAAAAAAGAUUGACAGGAGGAACGAGUUUUCUUUCAGACCACGUGGGAAUAUUACAUCAGAAUCUGAUCGGUCUGACCGAAACCACGCCCCUUUUGUGCCGACCACCGGCGCCGCCUCCGCAGUCCGUCAUUUCGGCACAUCAACUCUCCUAAACCUUCUACACCUCUCAGAAUGGUAAUUUCAGCUUUUUUUUCGAAGUUUGACAGCUCUUAUAGAUUUUAAGCCCUAGAAAGUACAAAAAAGCUUCUUAUCGAUUGUUUUCUUUAUGAUGGUUGAGCAGAGCUCUCUGACAGAAAUAAAUUAUCAAUUAUUGGUUUUCCCUUGGAAGAUGUAACAUCUUUUCAGCUGAAAGUUUCGAGAUUUGACGAAAAGUUUAAAAGGAAAUCUUUGUGAUAAUUGAACGUAAACUUCUUUUUUUAUGCUCCAUUUUUUUUGAUUUCCACAAAACAUAUCCUGAGAUUAUGUUCAAUAUUUUUGACUUAUGAAGCUUGCCAAUGUUCUAAAAAUUGUUCGUUAAAUUUUUCUUUUUACGUUCAUUUUGUUCUAGUAGUUUUUUGAAUAUUCUGACAUUGAAAGUUCAAAGAGUAUAUUUUUCUUUAUUAGGUUUUCCUGGCCUUUUUUGUUCUAGUUGUUGUCUAAUUUUACAUUUUCAGACGACUUUCGACAAAGGAGAAAAGCCGGAAAAGGGAACAUUCGUCGCUUUCGACCACAUCCGAUUCCUCGUCGGAAACGCGAAACAGGUAUCAACUUCGUUUGAAUUUCGAUUCUCCUCUCUUUGAAAAAUUCUUCAUAUUUCCUAUGUUGUUCAAAGAGUCACCGACUACUUUUAGUCUUGAGGCAAAGAGCCGUUUUUUGUUUCCAGUCGGAAGAAAUAAAUAAUAUUUCGUCGAUUUCAAAAAAGUAAAGACUUCUAAAAAACAGUGUCCUGAUUAAUCAUUAGGAACGACAAAAAUUCCACGUCCGACCAUCAAAUUGUCACUUUUUGGUUAUCAGCUCCUUAUCAGCACUGUUGUUUUGCCAAAGGAGUCGAUUGAUAUGUGGCGCGAUUCUUGGAAAAGUUGCCACGUGAUACAUUUUCUGAACUGAUGAAAAUUGAAUAUUCAAUUUCUAGUGAGGAAGUUUUUGUAAAGAGACUUGAUCAGACCAUUAUAGGUCAAUAAUGACGCAAAAAGUAGAGAUAAGAUCGGAAAUCAGGUCAAGUGACGUCAGUAGAUUUGAGGCAGGGUUGAGAACUGCCGAGGAGAGCCACGAUCUGGACUCUGGAAACUUUGGAGAUUGGAUACUUCACAGAAAGUGUUACAGGCAGCCUAUUGGUACUGUGCCAAUUACGGAUUCGAGCCGUACGCCUACAAAGGACUCGAAACUGGAAGCCGAAUCACUGCGCAGCACGCCGUUCGCCAAAACAAGGUCAUUUACAGGAACGAACUUUCUCCAAUUUCUAAAAUUCAUGAGUAGCUUGUUUUUCGUGAGAAAAGUAGCUCGAUUUAUAGAGAUAGCGACAUAUUGAAGUGUAAAAAAGAGGUUUUAUCGUUUUAUGUUGUUGUGUUUUUAUCUUUUUGCUCUGAGAUAACUGAUUCUUGUUAUUAAAUCUUAUCCAAAUUAUUUGAGAAUAAGAAAAAUUGAUAAACUGCAAGAUUCGCAGAGAGCUAGACUUUUUUUAAAAACUUCAAUCAAGUGUUGAUUUGAUGUUAGUUUGAUCAAAAAAGAAACGCUAGCUUUGAGGGAACAGAAAAACUUUCGGGAACCUCUCAUUCCAUGUAAAAAAAAAUAGGUUUGAACUACUUUUGAGUAUUUAGUUAACGGGGAAUUUUUAAAAAUUAGAGUCAAUUUUCAGGAGUUUAUGAGUAAUAAAUAGGCAAAAAAAAAACAAAAAGCAACAGAAAAAUCUAAGUUAAUCGUUUUAGUAACAACUAUACCAGUUUUUCCUUAAUCCAUGCAGUUCCAAAAAUAGAAAUAUAUAUGGUGUUAUACCGUAAAAGACAUACCAGUUCUUAUUGUCUGAUUUGAAGAAGCUAUUCAAGAUUGUGGAAAGAGUUGGAUCUUCUGCAACUCUAAAGAAAACUUUUUUCAGAUCAUCUUCGUGUUCGAGUCGGCUCUUUUGCCUGACAACAAGGAACUCGGCGAUCAUCUGGUGCGGCACGGCGACGGCGUCAAGGACGUCUGCUUUGAGGCAAGUUCAAUUUUCAUGAUGAAUUGACUCAUUUCUUCCGCAGGUCGAUGACUUAGACGCAAUCAUCGAUUACGCAAAAAAGGCUGGAGCCAAGCUCAUCCAGGACGUCACCGAAGAGAAGGACGAAAACGGCGUCGUCCGCUUCGCAACUCUCAGAACUGUUGGUUCUUGAUUUUUUUUUUUUCGAAACUCGAAUUAUCAAACUUUUUCAAAAAACGAUAACUCGAAAAAAAACCGAAAACAGACAAUUUCUUUCGUCUUUAUGUUUUCAAAGAGUUUCGAAAAUUAAAAGUCUAAUAUAGAGAUUUUGAUUUUGGGUAUAUUCUAGAACUACUUUUUUGAACUAUAAUGGCCUCAGGAAACAAAUUUUAAAUCUUCGAAGUUUUGAGAGAGACUCCUCGAAGCUCUUGAGAACCCUUUUUAAAUCUUUCAGAUCGAUUGGAGUUACUUUAAAGACUUCAUGCGUUUUUAGUGUUAUUUAGGGCAUUGCAAAAACUUCUGAAAUAUUUGAUUUGUGACGCAUUCAGUCUAACAAUUUGCUGGAAAGAUCGUAAAAACAAAAAAAAAAACAGAACGUAAAACCAAUAAGCGCGGUUUGAAAUAAAGCUCUAGCGGUGAGAGAAAAAAUGCGAUAAAAGAUACGCUCGCGCGCAAACCGCUCCGAGUCGGAGGCGCGUUGACAUGGGGUAGCCGCCAUUGGACGGCUCAUAAACUUACCUGGCUGGGAGGAUUUCGCGAUCACGAAGGCGGAAACUCCAUGGCGAGGCCUGACCAUUGCACUUCUGGUCGGGCUGACCGGUGUGGCAGUCUCGAGUUGAGAUUCGCCAACAGCUUAAUUUUUGCGUGUGGGGUUGCGUUCGCGCGACCCCUGGAAGCUUGGAACUAAUUCAGAAUCACAGAUGACGAUAUCAUACUCGUCCAAAGCUAAUUUUUUCUUGAUUUUUCAUUGAUUCAGAAAUAUCAAUAAUUUUUUUAUUACAGUAUGGCGAGACGAAUCACACUUUGAUCGAACGCAAAAACUACAAAGGCACUUUUUUGCCCGGUUUCAAGCCACACACUCUAUCGAAGGAAUUUUUCCAAUCUCUCCCCCGUGUGAGUUCAUUAUCAAUCCGUUAGACUACUCAUUGUUAACUUAUUUGAAUUUAGAUUGAUAAUCAACAUUUUUUUAGGUUGGUCUGAAUUUCAUCGACCACUGCGUUGGAAAUCAGCCGGAGAAUGAAAUGGAUUCUGCCGUCCAGUGGUACGAAAAGACGCUCCAGUUCCAUAGGUUCUCAUUAUCAUGAAAAUUAAUUAAUUGAGAAAGUUUCAGGUUUUGGUCGGUUGACGAUUCGAUGAUUCAUACCGAGUUUUCCGCCUUGAAAUCGAUUGUCGUCACAAACUAUGAAGAGACAAUCAAGGCAAUAAUGACUUGGAUUUUUCUAAAUAACUUUCUACGAUCUUAUAGAUGCCAAUCAACGAGCCAGCUUCGUCUGGAAAGAAAGCUGUUUCACAGAUUCAAGUGAGAUCUUUUUGGUUUUCCAAGUCAAAAAAAAAAAUGAAUUUUUCGCAUCACUAAAAACUUUGUUUAAUCCACUAUUUUUGAAAAAUAUAAUUUCAGGAAUACGUUGACUACUACGGCGGUUCUGGAGUCCAACACAUCGCCCUCAAUACUUCGGAUAUUAUAACCGCAAUCGAGGCUCUGAGAGCUCGUGGCUGUGAAUUCCUGACAAUUCCAUCAAACUAUUACGAUAACCUCCGACAAAGACUCUCACAAGCUUCUAUCAAAGUAAAAACUUGUUAAUAUCAAAAAUAUUCUCCAUUUUAUCAGGUUUCCGAAGACAUGGACAGGCUACAAAAGCUACACAUUUUGGUGGACUUCGAUGAAAACGGCUAUUUGCUUCAAAUUUUCGGGUUUGUUUCCUUUUUCAUCUUUCAACUCGCCGCCGCAUCCAGAGCCCUUGAAGAGAAGAAGAGCUUUGGUGGCGUUGCAGUGUGUUGACAAGCACGCAGCAGCGUGGCGCAGUGGAAGCGUGCUGGGCCCAUAACCCAGAGGUCGGUGGAUCGAAACCACUCGCUGCUAAUGUUUUUGUCUUUUUCUUUGGUUGCAGAAGUCUAGAACCUUUUUUGCAUGACUCUCGUUUUGUUCUUCACCGAUUGAUUGAUCUUUCAGUAAACCUUGUCAAGACCGACCAACAUUAUUCCUGGAAAUCAUCCAACGACACAAUCACCAAGGCUUUGGAGCUGGAAACUUUAAAGCUCUCUUUGAGUCGAUUGAGUUGGAACAGAAUGAACGGGGAAACUUGUUCUAUUCUGACGUCGAGAAAGGAGGAAAGAAAAUCUAA
Caenorhabditis auriculariae is the source of this 10715-nucleotide messenger RNA. The record is from the annotation of a GenBank genome assembly. NCBI's taxonomy places the organism in Eukaryota, Metazoa, Nematoda, Chromadorea, Rhabditida, Rhabditidae.